UUAUAUCCCUUUUCCAAAUUUCAAUUCAAUUCACACAAUACAACACCCUCCUUGUUCUUCUUCCCCAAAUUCUACUUCUACACUUCCAUUCCCAAAUUGCCCUCCAUAAACUCCCCAAAUUCCAAUGUUUGCAACCCUCUCCCUCUCUGCCUCAAACCCUCUCUCUUUCACCUCUCUUCCCAAAAUGCCCCUGCCUCGGCAGCGCCGCCAGCUCAGGGUCUCCGCGGCUGGGGCUUUCACCGAGACCAGGCCGCGGUCCAAAGCCUCAACGAGUCUCUACGAGGUCCUCCGAGUCAAGGACAACGCUUCUCAGACGGAGAUCAAGUCGGCGUACCGGAGCUUGGCUAAGCUCUACCAUCCCGACGCCUCGCCGUCCGAAUCGGACGGCCGAGAUUUCAUCGAGAUUCACAACGCCUACGCCACGCUGUCCGAUCCGGCCGCCAGGGCCAUGUACGACCUGUCGUUGAGUGCUCAUCUUCAACAUCGUGUUCGUCGGAGAAGCUCGGUCGGGUUUCGACCAGAUGGGUUUUAUCCGACCCGGAGGUGGGAAACGGACCAGUGCUGGUAGAAAGAAAACGACCAUAGGGCCACUUUUUUUUCUUUUUUCUUGUUUUGGUAGGCCGCAUCUAAUUUGUUUUUGUUUCUCUUUCUUGACAAGGAAAAAGAAAUUUUAGAAUCUAAUUACGUGUAAAAAGGAAAACAUGUAAUGUAGAGAAAAAUUCUGUAAAUGCUUAUCACUGCGACGUACGCCAAUAAAUUUUGAACUGAGUUUGUACACAAA
Prunus avium (sweet cherry) is the source of this 781-nucleotide messenger RNA. RefSeq names its product Chaperone DnaJ-domain superfamily protein. Lineage: Eukaryota; Viridiplantae; Streptophyta; Magnoliopsida; Rosales; Rosaceae. The record is from RefSeq and is a predicted model, not a curated record.